UUUGAGAAGGAGCACUUUAACUUUCGUUUACAAGCUAAACAAACACAACCAACAUUAGCAGAAAUGACUAAAGUAGCUAUUCAAGUACUAUCCAAAAACAAAAAUGGUUUUUUCUUGUUCGUUGAAGGUGGAUUAAUUGAUUGGGCUCAUCAUGCCACAAAGGCUAGAUUAGCCUUAGAUGAAACUGUUGAAUUUUCUAAAGCUGUGCAGCAAGCAGUUGAUUUAACCAAAGAGAAAGACACAUUGAUUAUAGUGACUUCAGAUCAUGCUCAUACUGUUUCCAUGGCUGGAUAUCCAGACAGGGGUAACGAUAUUUUGGGUUUUGCAGAUACAUCGUCAAUUGAUAAACGGCCAUACACAACAAUUAGUUAUGCUAAUGGUCCUAAGUAUAAUGUAGACACUUCGGACUGCUCAAGAAAAAAUUUGUCUGAAACUGAACUAUCUGAUCCAAACUUUCAAUACCCACAUCUUGUUCCAUUAAAAGAUGAAACCCACAGCGGUGAAGACGUGAUGGUGUUUGCAAAAGGACCUUGGGCUCAUUUAUUCUCCGGUAACUACGAACAAAAUGUGAUACCAAUAACAAUGGGUUUUGCUGCUGGUAUAGGACCUUCCGGUGACUCUAAUCCAGCAUUGAAAAGCGAUGGAUAUUCUACUACUUUGUACUCCUACUUUUAUUCUUUAACAUCUUUAUCAAUGAUCAUUGCGUAUUAUUUUAGAUAAAUAAUACAUACUGUAUUUUAGAAUCGUUAUGUUUUUUUAGUCUUAUGUAUUUCGACCGUAAAUAUUUAAAUUUUAUGUAU
Messenger RNA from Daktulosphaira vitifoliae (grape phylloxera), 800 nucleotides. Its product is annotated as alkaline phosphatase, tissue-nonspecific isozyme-like. Gene Ontology annotation, molecular function: alkaline phosphatase activity. The annotation marks the transcript as partial. Gene Ontology annotation, biological process: dephosphorylation. NCBI's taxonomy places the organism in Eukaryota, Metazoa, Arthropoda, Insecta, Hemiptera, Phylloxeridae. The transcript has 2 exons. The record is from RefSeq and is a predicted model, not a curated record.